AUUCCCAGCAGCAGUAUCCAACUAGGGCAAAUAUUCAAAGCUUGAAAGUUUUUCAGAUACAAACGAAAGGAGAUUACUUGAUGGUGAUAAUUUCAGAGCCGCAGCUCUUGAAUUAUCGUAUUUACUCCCUUUUUUAGCAACCCUUUCUUUUUCAAUUCUAACGGUUUUCUUCUAAGAAACAAGAGAGAAAUACUGGGUUUCUGGACCAUUUUCCGAUGGAUGAUAGUUUGUGUGGGUUUUUCGAAGAACCGGAGUUCGUCGGCGACGAUGAUUUGUUCAGUAUUUUUGAGAGCUUAGACGGACUCACUGAGUCGUUUCAAGUACCUCUCACUCCGUUUGAAGAAACGGCUGCUGCCGGUGGUGCACAGAAAUCUGGUUCAUCCGGUGCACAUAUGGAGUCCGAAACGGAGGGAACUUCGCGGGAAAGAAAGCGGCGGAAGGUGGUUUCUUUAGAGGAAACGACGGCGAACGUCGAUGGACCUCAAAGGGUGUCGUAUAUCACCGUGGAACGCAACCGAAGGAAGCAAAUGAACGAGCAUUUAUCGGUGCUGAGAUCGUUGAUGCCUUGCUUCUAUGUCAAAAGAGGGGAUCAAGCAUCGAUUAUUGGGGGAGUAGUGGAUUACAUCAGUGAGUUGCAACAAGUUCUACACUCGCUCGAGUCGAAGAAACAAAGGAAAGUUUACAGUGAAGUGUUGAGUCCGAGACCGUCUCAACUCAGUCCGAGGCUGAACUUGCUGAUAAGCCCGAGAACACCUCAGCCCAGUAGCCCUUACAAGUUGCAAAAGGCCGCUGGUUAUCUGUCUCCCACCGUGGCGGCGGCGCAGGCUACAAUUCCGCUCGAACCGUCACCGACUUCCUCCACUUCCUCCGUCGACAACAAUGAGCUCGUGGCGAACUCGAAAUCUCCGGUCGCCGACGUGGAAGUGAAGUUUUCUGGCCCGAAUCUCGUUUUGAAGACAGUGUCGUCUCGGAUUCCCGGUCAAGCUCUGAAGAUAAUCUCUGCUCUUGAGGAGCUCUCACUCGAAAUACUCAAGGCCAACAUUAACACCGUCGAUGAAACCAUGCUUAAUUCCUUCACGAUCAAGAUUGGAAUUGAAUGCCGGUUAAGUGCAGAAGAACUCGCCCACCAGAUCCAGCAAACGUUCGGUCAUUGCUAGGUCUACUCGGUCGAUCAUAAAGUAGAAAAUACUAA
Hibiscus syriacus is the source of this 1192-nucleotide messenger RNA. Its product is annotated as transcription factor SPEECHLESS-like. Bases 216 to 1157 code for a protein of 313 amino acids. Gene Ontology annotation, cellular component: nucleus. Gene Ontology annotation, molecular function: protein dimerization activity; DNA-binding transcription factor activity. Lineage: Eukaryota; Viridiplantae; Streptophyta; Magnoliopsida; Malvales; Malvaceae. The record is from RefSeq and is a predicted model, not a curated record. The transcript has 3 exons. Gene Ontology annotation, biological process: positive regulation of DNA-templated transcription; stomatal complex development; guard cell differentiation.